Molecule: messenger RNA, 1970 nt
Organism: Linum trigynum
Lineage: Eukaryota; Viridiplantae; Streptophyta; Magnoliopsida; Malpighiales; Linaceae
Source: the annotation of a GenBank genome assembly
GAGAGAGAGAGAGGCAGAGCACAGAGCCCUGGUUGUGAUUUUCGCCCUCCUUUCCUUUCCUCUCCUCCAAAAUUAAAGCACUCAAUUUCCCACGAAACAACCAACGUACACCACCACCAUUAUUUGUUUAAUCACCAAUUAUUAAACCCACUCCCCAAUUUCCCUCCAUCUCCUCCGAACCUUCACCCCCAAUUUCCCCUCCGCCGCGACCACUAUGGGGAACUGCCUCGCCAUUGGAACUCCGGUCAACCACUACCAAGCCCCCACCACCACCGCCGCCUCUCCAGAGUUUAGUGCCUCGCGGAAUAACAGCAGCGACGACGUCGUUGAGAGCGUGAGUAAUAACGGCGGAGGCAACAGUACUAGGCCGAGCUUGAAGAUCUUCAAGCUGGCGGACCUAAAGAGCGCGACGAGGAAUUUCCGGCCGGACACGGUGCUCGGGGAAGGCGGGUUCGGGACGGUUUACAAAGGGUGGAUCGACGAGAGGACCUUCGCGCCCUCCAAGGUCGCCGUCGGGAUGCCCGUCGCCGUCAAGCGGUCCAACUCCGACAGCAAUCAGGGGCUCGAGGAGUGGCAGGCGGAAGUCAAGUUUUUGGGGAAGUUUUCACACCCGAAUCUCGUCAAGUUGUUGGGUUACUGCUGGGAAGAGAAUCAAUUCCUGCUGGUCUACGAGUACAUGCAGAAAGGCAGCCUGGAAAGUCACCUCUUUAGAAAGAAUGCAGAUCCAUUACCAUGGGAGAUCCGUCUGAAGAUCGCAACGGGCGCUGCAGAAGGCCUAGCUUUCCUCCACUCAUCGGAGAAAAGUGUCAUCUACCGCGACUUCAAAGCCUCCAACAUUCUCCUGGACAAGGAGUACAACGCCAAGCUAUCGGAUUUCGGGCUGGCGAAGUUCGGCCCGGUGAACGGGAAGUCCCAUGUGACCACCCGUGUCAUGGGGACCCACGGAUACGCAGCGCCGGAGUACGUAGCGACGGGCCACCUGUACGUCAAAUCCGACGUGUACGGUUUUGGGGUUGUCCUCCUGGAGAUGCUUACGGGCUUACGGGCCAUGGACACGAACCGGCCUAGUGGAGAGUACAAGCUCGUGGACUGGGCCAAGCCCUCUCUCUCCAACAAGAGGAAGCUCAGGAAGAUCAUGGACCCGAGGCUCGAUUUAGAGUACCCGUUGAACGCCGCGACGCAAGCGGCCGAGCUCAUCCUGCAGUGCUUGGAGGUCGAUCCCAAGAGCAGGCCUUCCAUGGAGGAAGUGGUGGAGACUUUGAGGAAGGUAGCUGAGAUCAAGGUGAAGCCCAGAGAGGGCAAAGAAGGUAAAUCAGGAGGAAAGGACCGACGUGGCAGUCAUGGUAGUCAUAGUUACGGACAUAGCCCAAGGGAUCAUCAUCGGCCCAGAUAUGGUGGAAAUGGGAUUAAUGGGUCUCGGGCCCAUUCAGCAGGUAGAUAGCUAGGGACAGUAUUUUGUGAAUAAGUUAGUGCACAACGACGACGUACUAUCCCUAUAUGUGCACGUUGACUCCCCAUACUCGUGGACGUUUUUACUGGGCCGAACUUUGAGAAGAGGGAGAUAUCUCUGUAAGAUAGAUAAUGGGUUUUGUAUCGGGUUGUAAAUGGGCCACUAGGUGGGCCUCAUUGUGCACGUUUGGUCCAGCUUGACUGCUUGUACGUUGGUAGAUUGGUGAUAUCUUAGUUCAAUUUGCCCCCGAAUUCUAUGGUCACUUUAAUUCGAGACCCUCAACUGUGGUUACGCUGUGUAAUCUUACCUGACUCAAACUUGUACCCUAGGCUUGUUAGCUGCAAGCAAUAUAUACAAUAGGAGCUCGAAGCACGAGAAUACGGCUUAAGCGACAUGAAACUAGCGGUUUAAAAAGAGUGGCCGAUAAGGUUAACGAGAAUUCUUUAUGGGUGAGGGGUAAGAGAUUCACAAUGGUUAAAGUUGCAUUGUACUAUAAAUCUAAUAUAUUUGGUGUUUUUAA